This is a messenger RNA of Dendrobium catenatum, 1867 nucleotides long. Its product is annotated as pentatricopeptide repeat-containing protein OGR1, mitochondrial-like. Gene Ontology annotation, biological process: RNA modification. The record is from RefSeq and is a predicted model, not a curated record. Gene Ontology annotation, molecular function: protein binding; RNA binding; zinc ion binding. The transcript has a single exon. Lineage: Eukaryota; Viridiplantae; Streptophyta; Magnoliopsida; Asparagales; Orchidaceae. Bases 51 to 1775 code for a protein of 574 amino acids.
GCCCGCCUGUUUAUGUAAAAAUCGAGAGAUGUAGCUCGAGCCCUAUUCCGAUGCUUCUUCAGCUCGACUCUCUCCUCCACCGCUGCUCCGCCCUCACCCAUCUCAAGCAAUUCCACGCCCAACUCGUCUCACACGGCCUCUUUCAGCUCCUACCCUGCCUCCGCUCCAAACUUACCGAACUCUUCGCCGUCUCCGCCUUCGGCGAUCUCCCCCACGCCACCGCGAUGCUCCGCUGCACCCUCGCUCCGAGAACCAACGACUUCAACGCCCUCCUACGCGGCCUAUCACUCUCCCCCGACCCCUCCCCCGCCCUCUCCCUCUACCCCCUUCUCCUCCACUCCACCUCCUCCCGCCCCGACGCCCUCUCCCUCUCCUUCACCCUCAAAUCUGCCGCCCGCCUCUCCUCUCUAUCAACCAUCUCCCCUCUCCAUUCCCACCUCCUCUGCCUCGGCCUCGCCGCCGACGUCCGCCUCCUCACCACCCUCAUCGACGCCUACGCCAAAUCCUCCCGCACCGACCUCGCUCUUCAAGCAUUCGAUGAAAUGCCCCUCCGUGACAUCGCCACCUGGAACACACUCCUCCUCUCCCUCCUCCCCCACCACUCCCUCUCCCUCUUCCACCGCCUCCAACACAACCCCCCUUCCCCGCGCGAAUGCCCCGACGCCGUCACCGUCGUCGCCGCCCUCUCCUCCUGCUCUCAACUCGGCGCCCUCGCCGAAGGCGCCUCCAUCCAUGCCUACGCCAACUCCCUCCACCUCGACGCCGACAUCCGGGUCCGCAAUGCGCUCAUCGACAUGUACGCCAAAUGCGGCGACAUCUCCCGCGCUCUCUCCCUCUUCCGCUCCCUAGAUUCCAAAACCCUUGUCUCCUGGAACGCCGCCAUCAUGACCCUCGCUCUCCACGGCCGCGGCCGAGAUGCCCUCCAACUGUUCGACGAAAUGCUCAGCUCCACCCCAAUCGAACCCGACGCAAUCACCUACCUCGCCGUCCUCUGCGGCUGCACUCACGCCGGCCUGGUAGAGGACGGCCUCCGCAUAUUCCAUUCCAUCCGAAUUCCCCGUACAGUAAAGCACUACGGCACCAUCGUCGAUCUUUUGGGCCGCGCCGGCCGUCUUCGGGAAGCCUACAACAUAGUCACCACCAUGCCCUUCUCACCGGACGCAGUAAUGUACCAAACUCUCCUCGGCGCCUGCAAGACCUAUGGCGACGACAACAUGGCCGAGCUUGUUUCAGCAAAGCUCAAGGAAAUGGGAUCCAACGGCUGUGGAGACUUCGUUUUGUUAUCCAACGUAUACGCCUCGAAGGCCCGAUGGGCCGACGUGGGUCGGGUCAGGGACGCUAUGAGGAAAGGUGAAGUGAGGAAAGUACCAGGCUUCAGUUACAUGGAAGUGAAUGGAUUUGUUCACAGGUUUAUCAAUAGUGAUAAGGAACAUGUUAGAUUGAGUGAGAUUUAUGAGAAAUUGGAGGAGAUUGGAUCGAGGAUCAGACGGCUGGGAUACGUUCCGGACACUAGAAAUGUUCUUCAUGAUAUUGGUGAGGAGGAGAAAGAAAAUGCCUUAUAUUAUCAUAGCGAGAAAUUGGCAAUCGCAUUUGGGUUGAUUAGUAUACCAAAAGGCGAACCGAUAAGGGUUAAUAAGAACUUGCGGAUUUGUGCGGAUUGUCAUACGGUGGCGAAACUCGUAUCGAAGGAAUAUGAUCGGGUGAUUGUCAUUCGUGAUCGAGCGCGAUUUCACCAUUUUGAGGGCGGUGAUUGCUCGUGCCGAGAUUUCUGGUGAAUUUGGAUGGUGAUGAUAUUGUGAAUCUAGAGCUUUGAGUGAGACUCUCUAAUGGAGAGUUUAUUUCUCCUAAACUCUUCUGCAAUAUAACC